UGACGAUAGGGCAGCGGGCUGCGCUUACUGAGCAUGUUUUGUAAAUUUUAGCGAAUUGGAAAGCGCUAUAAUUUAGUCUGUUGAUAAAUUAAAAGUAGGUAGUACUAAAGCACUUGUAAGCAACAUUUGCAGUGUUCCUCCUUUUUUUUUUUUAUUCAGAAAAACGAGCCCAAUAGUGAGCGGGUGUCGGCUUGUCUCUAGGCUGUGUCGCCUCGAACGGACCAAUCAGCUUUUAGCGGGCCUGAAAGCGCAGCGCGAGCCCUGACUGUCUGAGCGCUCGAGCGUGCGGGAAAAUUCUGUCACUGAGGCAACACCGAACACCGCAUCCGCAAAAUGCCGAAUAAAACGAAGAAAGAAAAGGAAUCGCCCAAAUCUGUGAAAGCCAGCAACAAAAACAGUAAUGUCAACGCUGGAAAGGAUACUGGGAGUGAAAACUCAGACGAGGCGCAGCAACAGCAAGCCAGCAAGCGUCCUAGCAACAGCACUCCACCUCCAACUCAGCUCAACAAAAUCAAGUACUCAGGUGGUCCGCAGAUUGUCAAGAAAGAGCGUCGGCAGAGCUCUUCUCGCUUUAACCUUAGCAAGAACCGUGAGCUCCAGAAGCUUCCUGCCCUUAAAGAUGCCCCACCCAUCGACAGGGAGGAGCUGUUUGUCCAGAAGCUGCGUCAGUGCUGUGUACUGUUUGACUUCGUGACCGAUCCUCUCAGUGAUCUCAAGUACAAGGAGGUGAAGCGUGCUGGACUGAAUGAGAUGGUGGAGUACAUCACACACAAUCGUGAUGUAGUUACUGAAUGCAUCUACCCCGAGGCUGUCAUUAUGUUUUCAAUGAAUCUAUUUAGGACCCUGCCUCCUUCUUCCAAUCCUACUGGAGCAGAAUUUGAUCCUGAGGAGGAUGAGCCUACACUGGAAGCAGCUUGGCCCCAUCUGCAGCUGGUAUACGAGUUCUUCUUGCGGUUCUUGGAGUCCCCUGAUUUCCAGCCUAACAUUGCCAAAAAAUACAUUGACCAAAAGUUUGUAUUGUCUCUCUUGGAGCUGUUUGACAGUGAAGAUCCUAGAGAACGAGACUUCCUAAAAACAAUUCUACACAGGAUUUAUGGAAAGUUUCUGGGACUUCGAGCGUACAUCCGUCGACAGAUCAACAACAUAUUCUACAGGUUUAUAUAUGAAACGGAGCAUCACAAUGGCAUUGCAGAGCUUUUGGAAAUUCUAGGAAGUAUAAUUAAUGGUUUUGCCCUGCCAUUGAAAGAGGAGCACAAAAUGUUCCUGAUUCGAGUGCUCCUGCCACUGCAUAAGGUCAAGUCGCUCAGUGUCUAUCACCCUCAGCUGGCAUACUGUGUUGUUCAGUUUUUGGAAAAAGACAGUAGCCUUACUGAACCAGUUAUAAUGGGUCUCUUGAAGUUCUGGCCCAAGACCCAUAGUCCUAAAGAGGUGAUGUUCCUGAAUGAGUUGGAGGAAAUUCUGGAUGUCAUUGAGCCCUCAGAGUUUGUAAAAGUUAUGGAGCCUCUGUUUAGACAGCUUGCCAAGUGUGUUUCAAGUCCUCACUUUCAGGUUGCUGAGAGGGCGCUGUAUUACUGGAACAACGAGUAUAUCAUGAGCCUGAUCAGUGACAAUGCUGCCAAAAUUCUCCCUAUUAUGUUCCCUGCUCUUUAUAAGAACUCCAAAAGUCAUUGGAACAAGACAAUCCACGGGCUUAUUUACAAUGCCCUGAAACUCUUCAUGGAGAUGAACCAGAAGCUGUUUGACGAUUGCACUCAGCAAUACAAAGCCGAAAAGCAAAAGGAGAAGUACAAACUUAAGGAACGGGAGGAGAUCUGGCACAAGAUUGAACAGAUUGCUAAACAAAAUCCUCAGAUCACAAAGGUCCACCCGAGUCUCCGACCCGGUCUGCCUCCGGAUGCGUAUAUAAUGUAUAAUGAAAACCAAGGGAUACCACACUAUUCCAUGGAGACAGAGACUCCUACUGCUGAGGACAUCCAGCUGCUGAAAAAGACUGUGGAGACUGAGGCCUCACAGGGAAUGAAGGACAUAAAAAAGGACAAGGUGCUUAUGCGACGGAAGUCAGAGCUGCCGCAGGAUGUGUACACUAUAAAGGCUCUGGAGGCCCACAAGCGGGCGGAAGAGUACCUGACUGCUAACCAGGAAGCCCUCUGACUGAGGAACACCACAACCAGUCACCUGCACCAUGCCUAGACUGUCCCACUUGUAUUUGUCCAGAAAUGUCGCCUGCUGUAUACUCCCCUCCUUUCCUCCUUUUGUCUCUGCCUCUUUCCUUCAUCACUUCCUCUUGGAGAGGCCUUUCUGCAAAAACCUGGCCAGCGUGCAAUAGUGAAGAGCUCCUAUUCCCCCAGCUCUCUCUCUCUCUCUCUCUCUCUCUCUCUCUCUCUCUCUCUCUCUGCAUUUCAGUGACAACUCCAAAUCACAAAAAAAAAACAAUCAUUUUAAACAGUAUUUGGAUUGUAUUACCAUGAUUUAUUUUUUAAAACAAGGUUUUCUCUUUAUUUUUUACUAUUCUUUUUGUCUACAUUUAACUGUCUUCAUCUCCAGCUCUGCUUUUAAACUGUUUUCUUGCUUUUUCCUUCGUUGGCCCCAUACAUCUGUCUUCGCUUAGGCUACAAGACCGUGUUAUCAAAAAAGUUACAAAGCAACCCAUUAGUGACAAGUGCGUCUGCUUGAGCCAGGUUUGGGAAUUAGGGAGUGUAGGUCUUUAUUUCUGGAUCAUGUUGCCUUGCUCUUGUGGGACAGAGAUUUCAUAGGUUUGCGUAUGAAUGUAAAAUUGAUAUAAAAAAAUACCAAUCAGUCUCCAUGGUCUGUGGAGCUGUUUUUCUCCUGCGUAACUUAACUGUUGUUACUACUUGGUGUCCUCAUGCAAUAAGUUUAAAGUAAAAUGCAUAUAAUUGUGUAAAAGUACAUGGAAAAUACCUCAAGACAAGGCAUCAUGCUUCCCUCUUAGAUGUCUUAAGUUUAAGCUUUUGCUAUCAGCUCAGCGACUGAUGUAAAGAAAUUUGCCUGUUUAGUUUUUUUUGGUCCAGAUGCAUGUGCUAUAGUUGCAGUCUGAUGUGUGUAAACUGAAAGCCUUGCUGUGAAGUAGCCAAAUGGCAGAAUCGCUAUGAUUUUAUUUAUGCCUGUAGUCACAUUUGUGCUGACUGUCAACAUAGGAUUGAAUGUUCAGUCUGUUUCUUGCCUUACUGUUGAACUGAGAACACAACACUGUAAGGUGCUGAAUGAAAGUGCUGACCUCUGAAAACACCAGCAGACCAUUCCACAUUUCGUUAUCAUUCUACAAAAAGAAUGCUGUAUCUCAAUAUUAUGUACCUCAGAACCAAUGUGGUCACAUGUUAUCAAUCAUUACACAUGAUUCCAUGAUGUGGUUACAUGUUUGUAAUUUUUUUUUUUUUUUUACUAAUCACCAAAAAAUCCUAACAAUUCCCUUUAAACAA
Clarias gariepinus (North African catfish) is the source of this 3437-nucleotide messenger RNA. It is a transcript of the gene ppp2r5d, whose product is annotated as protein phosphatase 2, regulatory subunit B', delta. Bases 334 to 2151 code for a protein of 605 amino acids. NCBI's taxonomy places the organism in Eukaryota, Metazoa, Chordata, Actinopteri, Siluriformes, Clariidae. Gene Ontology annotation, biological process: protein dephosphorylation; signal transduction. The transcript is spliced from 17 exons. The record is from RefSeq and is a predicted model, not a curated record. Gene Ontology annotation, cellular component: protein phosphatase type 2A complex; nucleus; cytosol. Gene Ontology annotation, molecular function: protein phosphatase activator activity.